AUGUGUCCAAGAAAAGGCAAGUCAAAGUCCAAAAUCCUGACAAAAACCACUUGAGGAAUCUUCCCAAACUCCAAAUCUCCAAGACUUCACACCACCAAAAUGGCUCCCACACAAGAAAAUGAAAUGAUUGCAGUGGUCACCGGAGCUAACAAGGGAAUUGGAUUCGAGAUCGUCCGGCAGCUGGCGGCUGCCGGGGUGGUUGUGGUGUUGACAGCUAGAGAUGAGCAGAGAGGGGUGGAAGCCACCUCAAAGCUUCACAACUUAGGACUCUCAAAUGUGGUGUUUCAUCAAGUGGAUGUUACAAAUAUCAAUAGCAUCACCUUAUUGGUUCAUUUCAUUAAGGCCAAGUUUGGGAGGCUAGAUAUCUUGAUAAACAAUGCAGGUGCUUCAGGAAUGGAGGUUGAUGAAGAAGGAUUAAGGGCCCUGCAUAUUGAUCCUGCCACCUGGAUAUCUGGGAAAGCAGUUAAUUUGGUUCAAGGGGUGAUGAAAACCACAUAUGAGAAAGCAGAAGAAUGCUUUAACACUAAUUACUACGGCACGAAAAGUGUUACUGAAGCUUUGCUUCCAUUGUUGAAGCUUUCUACUACCAGCUCAAGGAUUGUGAACAUCUCCUCUCUUAGAGGAGAAUUAUGGAGAAUUCCAAGUGAUCAGAUAAGAAGUGAAUUUGCAAAUAUAGAGAGCCUAACAGAAGAGAGAAUCCAUGAGAUACUGCAAAAUUUCUUGCAAGAUGUGAAACAAAAUACACUGAUAAAAAAUGGAUGGCCCUUAAUGCUGCCUGCAUAUGGAAUUUCAAAGACAGCACUUAAUGCCUACACAAGACUUCUUGCCAGGAAAUACCCUAAAAUGUACAUAAACUGUGUUCAUCCAGGUUAUGUUAAUACAGAUUUAGCCUGGCAUACAGGACCUAUGAGUCCAGAAGAUGGAGCCAAAGCACCUGUCCGAUUGGCACUAUUAUCUGAUGAUGGACCUACAGGAUGCUACUUCGAACAGAUGAAAGUAGCUAGCUUCUGAUUUCAUCAGAUAGGAGGAAAUCGCUGCUUGGGACCUGUUCAGUUCUGAAGAACAAAAGGAUUGUUUGGUUGUUUCGUCUCUGUAACAUCAAACUAAUUCCUUGAUACAAUUUUGUGAUUAGUAAUUUCUAGAAGCUAUUCUAGGGUAUAAUUUGCUUGCUACAGAAUUUUCUGCAUGUGAUAUCAUCCUUCCUAAACAGUAUUUUUUUAGAGUCA
This is a messenger RNA of Beta vulgaris subsp. vulgaris (sugar beet), 1226 nucleotides long. RefSeq names its product salutaridine reductase. The record is from RefSeq and is a predicted model, not a curated record. The transcript is spliced from 5 exons. NCBI's taxonomy places the organism in Eukaryota, Viridiplantae, Streptophyta, Magnoliopsida, Caryophyllales, Amaranthaceae. Bases 100 to 1011 code for a protein of 303 amino acids. Gene Ontology annotation, cellular component: membrane. Gene Ontology annotation, molecular function: oxidoreductase activity, acting on the CH-OH group of donors, NAD or NADP as acceptor.